AAAUGUAUGGGGGGCUGUAGUACUCUUUAGUAUUUCCAACAGAAAUAACUAACAGUGGUGGAGCUGGGUCUGGGUUCGUUUUUCUUGGACCCAACCACACAACAUAUUUUGGGCCAGAAUGAAUGAGAAUAGAAUACAAGCCAGCCAUAAGGCCCACUCAACCAACCCCAAUCUGCUCUACUGUAGCCUAUGCUUUGUCCUUCCUCUUCCCACACCGCGAUCCAUGCUUCUCUCAGCUUCACUCUUCUGCUCCUAAUCCCAACUUCCAUUCCAAAUCCAUGGAAGAAUACCCAGAUGAGCUUCGCACCCCCCCUAUUGCUUUAUCGUGUUUGGUGGGGUGUGCCGAGGUGCACGGCUUGAUCACGGCGCAUCUCCACUCACAGCAGCCCCCUAUCAAUACCAUCGCAUUGCCAGAUUUCUCUAAGAUCUCUCUCAUCCCCCCAAAAAAGCCUCCUAGAGAGACUUCGGAGCCUGUCGCCGGCAUCUUCAGGAGAGAUUGGCUUUCAAAGCACCGGACGAGGAUCCCCGCUGUUGUCGCUGCUCUUUUUAGCUCUCAUGAUGUGUCUGGAGACCCCGCUCAGUGGCUCCAGGUAAAAUUACGAAUCAACCAUUUCUCAUAUAUUCUAUUGAUGGCCACGAUUCGUGGGAGAAACAUCAAAUUGGUGGUGGUGGUUGUCACUCUGUCAGGUCAUAAAGAUUACACAAGUGAAGAUCGCAUGGUUGCCUUGAGGAAACGUGCAGAAGUAGAUUCUAAGAACCUCAUCAUUUUUGUACCAGAUGACGAAUUGGAGCUUAGACAAUCUCUAAACAGGCUUUGGACUGCAGUGGCAGAUCUGGCAAAUGUGUAUUACAGAGAUGAAGGACGAAAAAUAAAAGUUCGUCUUGAAAAGAGAAGUUUCAGCUCUAUGGAGUUAAAUGUUCGGUACUGUUUCAAAGUUGCUGUAUAUGCAGAAUUUCGAAGAGACUGGCUUGAAGCUCUAAAACUAUAUGAGGAUGCCUACCACGCACUCCGGGAGAUGGUUGGAAUGUCAACAAAAACGCCCCCUAUCCAACGCAUUGUUGAGAUCAAGACUAUUGCCGAACAACUUCAUUUUAAGUUGUCAACUUUAUUGCUGCACAGUGGAAAAGUUGUAGAAGCAAUUACAUGGUUCCGCCAGCACACUGCGAAUUAUAGGAGCCUUAUGGGAAGCCCAGAAGUUAUUUUUCUUCAUUGGGAAUGGCUAAGCAGGCAAUAUUUGGUAUUUGCUCAACUGUUGGAGACAAGCUCAGCUGAUGUCCAGCAUGUUCCAAGUAUGGUCUCAGUUGCUGCAGAGAAACCAACCGAAUGGGAGUUUCAUUCAGCUUAUUAUUAUCAGUUGGCAGCUAGCUACCUCAAAGAAAAAAAUGUGUCUCUGGAAUUUGCAUUAUCUAUGUCAGAGGAUGUUGGUCCAAUUGAUGGGAGUGCAGAGUCUGUGGUUGCUUCUGCAUAUCUUGGUCAGUUUGCAAGGCUAUUUGAGCAUGGGGAUACUUGCAUAAUGCAAUCUCUGACUGAUGAUGAAUAUGUCCGUUAUGCACUUGCUGAAGGGAAGAGAUUCCAGGAUUCCUUUGAAAUUAUUGCUCUUCUAAAGAGAUCUUGUGAAGCAUACAGUAACUUAAAGGCUGAGAGGACAGCUGCCUAUUGUGGAUUGCAGAUGGCUAAAGAAUAUUUUGCUGUAAGUGAUUUCGGCAAUGCUAAGCAAACAUUUGAUAAUGUUGCAAGUCUUUACCGAAGAGAAGGUUGGCUAUUGUCAUUGUGGGAGGUUUUGGGUUAUCUAAGAGAGUGCUCAAGGGGAAUUAGUUCCGCGAAAGACUUCAUAGAAUAUUCACUUGAAAUGGCUGCUCUGCCAGUAACAUCUGAUGCUUUUGAGCCAUCUUCUAAGGAUUGCGGUCCAGCUGGACCUGCAACUCUUUCACAGAGAGGUAAGAUACAUGAGGAAGCAUUUGAGGUUGCCAGGGGGGAAUCAGAACUUAAUUUGAAAGAACAGAACACUGAACUAAAAGUCAACAGUGAUUAUCCUCUUUAUCUUGAGAUUGAUCUUGUCAGUCCCCUAAGAGUUGUACUUCUUGCUUUGGUUGCUUUUCAUCAACCAGUGGUUAAGCCAGGUGCUCCGUCUCUCAUCACCAUAUCACUUCGAUCCCAAUUGCCAACCAAUGUGGAGAUUGAUCAGUUGGAGGUGCAAUUUAAUCAAUCUGAGUGUAAUUUUAUCAUUGGGAAUGGUAAGAAGCCACACAUAGCUGCAAUCUCCAAUAUACAACCGGGUCGCAGAGUUGAGACAGCUCCAAGUCUGGUGCUUGCUACAAACAAAUGGCUGCGGUUGACAUAUGAGAUAAACUCUGAUCAUAGUGGAAAGCUUGAAUGCAUAUAUGUAAUUGCAAGAAUAGGACCACACUUCACAAUAUGUUGCAGAGCUGAGAGUCCUGCCUCAAUGAAUGACUUACCACUUUGGAAGUUUGAAAACCUAGUAGAAACUAUUCCCACCAAGGAUCCUGGUCUGGCAUUCUCCGGGCAGAAGGCAAUACAGGUCGAAGAGCCGGACCCACAAGUUGAUCUAAUCUUAGGUUCAUCUGGCCCUGCAUUGGUUGGAGAGAGCUUUAUUUUGCCUGUGACCAUUUCCUCUAAAGGACAUGCAGUGUAUUCAGGUGAGUUAAAGAUUAACCUGGUAGAUACAAGAGGAGGUGGCCUGCUUAGCCCAAGAGAAGAGGAACCGUUCUCAGCCGACAAUCUCCAUGUUGAGCUUGUUGACAUAUCUUGCCAUGUACCUGAAGAUCAGUCUGAAGCUCCUUCAGAUAAGAUUCAGAAAAUUCAGCCCUCAUUUGGAUUGAUUUCUGUCCCAUCUCUAGAUGUGGGUGAAUCAUGGUCCGGCCAACUUAAAAUUAAGUGGAAUCGUCCUAAGCCUAUCAUGCUCUAUGUCUCGUUGGGUUACUAUCAUCAAAGUGGUGAACCUAGUUUACAGAAAGUGCAUGUGCAUAAAAGCUUGCAGAUCGAAGGCAAGACUGCUGUUACAAUAAGCCAUCGGUACCUGCUUCCGUUUCGGCAGGAUCCUCUUCUACUCUCAAAAAUCAAGUCAGUUUCUGAUCCUGAUCAGAUGCCAUCACUAGCUCUAAAUGACUUAACUAUGCUUAUAGUUAGUGCUAAGAAUUGUUCAGAGGUGCCGUUGCGAUUGCUGUCUGUGUCUAUUGAGAGGGAAGAGGAUAAUGAUGCAUGUGCUAUACUACCUCAGCAUGAGGAGUUCAGAGAAUCUGUUGUUCAUGUGCCAGGAGAAGAGUUUAAGAAGGUUUUUACUGUCAUUCCGAAGUUAAAUUGUACGAGGCUGAAGAUUGGUACUGUUUGUCUGAGAUGGCAAAGGGAUUCAAGAGUGGAGGAACAAUUCGAUUUUUGUGAUAGUGCAUAUCAAGUUACAAAACACAGGCUUCCUGAUGUGAAUAUUGAACUACCUCCAUUAGUUGUGAGUUUAGAAUGCCCUCCACAUGCCACUCUUGGGAAUCCCUUCAGAUAUUCUGUUAAAAUUCAUAAUCAGACAGAGUUCCUCCAGGAGAUCAAAUUCUCAGUAGCUGAUUCACAGAGUUUUGUGUUAUCAGGACCCCACAAUGAUACGAUCUUUGUCCUGCCAAGGUCGACGCAUGUUCUCAGUUUCAUGCUUGUACCUCUGGGGCUAGGAUCUCUGCAGCUUCCUAGAGUGACAGUGACUUCAGUGAGAUACUCUGCUGGUUUACACACCUCUCCUGCAUCAUCUAUUGUCUUUGUCUACCCAUCAAAGCCCCAUUUUGAGGCAAGUGAUAUGAAGGAGACGAGAACGAAUUCUGUUGUUGCUGAGUAGUUCAUUGUAUUUAACCAGGAUGUCAGCCAUGGGUUACAUGGGGAAAUGAAUGAGUAUGUUGAUUAAUCGUUCCUAAUACACCACAUGUCUUGUAGUCUUGUAAACAGGCAGAUCUGCUGUGUCAAAGCAAUGGUACUAGCGCCAUCUCAACUGCUAGUCAGAGGUCCACACUGCUGCGCUGGGCCUUCAUGCUUUAAGGUCAGUGCCCGUCGACAGGUUUUCAAUAUUUGCCAUACUCAGGGAUGAAGGGUCCUCUUGAAAAUUGUAACACCACUUCUAUAUUAUAUCUGUAUAAAGUUGGUUUGUUGGGAGGGGGGCAUUAACAUUGAAGAAACAUUCUAUAUGUAAUGUUUAUUUUUUUUUAGCCCAAAUAUUACUGUAACUGUUUGAGAAGUCACUGAGAAUGCUGAGGGUUGGAGUUGGAAGAGCUACAGAAUCGGACUGUGCAAAUGUAAUCCGACUAUGAAAUAUGAAAGUUUUGUGGCAUUCGAGAUGAUA
Sesamum indicum (sesame) is the source of this 4334-nucleotide messenger RNA. Lineage: Eukaryota; Viridiplantae; Streptophyta; Magnoliopsida; Lamiales; Pedaliaceae. The record is from RefSeq and is a predicted model, not a curated record.